Messenger RNA from Choloepus didactylus (southern two-toed sloth), 1422 nucleotides. RefSeq lists its product as uncharacterized. The record is from RefSeq and is a predicted model, not a curated record. The transcript is spliced from 17 exons. The coding region runs from base 237 to 935 and encodes 232 amino acids. NCBI's taxonomy places the organism in Eukaryota, Metazoa, Chordata, Mammalia, Pilosa, Megalonychidae.
AUCAGAAUUGCCAACCUCCCACAGGGGACCCAUUAGAGGACAUUUCUCAUGCCAAGGCAGAUGAAGAGGACCCAUCAAACAUCAAGUGUUUCAUUUCCUCAAGAAGAAGAGGAAAAGCUCCCCUGGAGGAUCUGACAGAGGAGGCUCCUGGUGACAGGGUGGAUGAGGAGUCCCUGCCUAAUGCCAAGGUGACCUUGAAAGCAAGCAGAAAUGAUGGCCACUCAGCAGCUCACACCAUGCUUGCUCCCCAGAAGCAGCUGAUGGUGGCAGUUACAAGUGAUCAAGAGGAUGAGGAGACCCCACCUAAUGAUGAGGUGCCACGUGGACCAAGUGAAAAUGAAACCCCUGAGUGCCUGUUAGAGGAGCCUCAUGGUGACACGGCAGAUGAGGACAUUCCAUCUAAUUCCAUGGUGGACUCAGAGUUGAGUGAAAAUGCUCCCACCAAGGGCUUGCUCAAGCAACUUCUGCAGGCCACAGCAGUAGAGGAGGCCCCAUAUUAUUCUGAGGUGGCCCGGAUAAUAAACCCCAAUGAUUGGCUGGCAUAUCGGCGAUAUUCCAGCAGUGACGAAGAUGACACUCCAGGCGAACGCAUCACAGUUACUGCCCUCGUCCAUUCAGAGGCAUUCUUUACAGAUUCAGAGGAUUCUGAUGGAGAAGACAAUUUCCAUCUCUCUACUGUCUGUCAGGAGGAGGAGAACAUAAACGAGAAACAAGAGGAAAAUGAAGAGGAGAAGAACAUAAGCAUUACUGAGCCUACUGGGGUGGCUGCCAUUGAGCAGGAACGUGGAACUGGGGACAAGACCUGGAUGGUCAGAAUAAGUGUAGCUCCUGCUCAUCACGCAGACCAAGUAUGGGGCAUCUGCCUUUCAUCCCAGACUUCUAGAGCCUCCUCUUUCCUCUGCAUCAGUUUCACUGUUCAGGGGAAAUUUACCUGAAGGCAGCCCAGCCAAGCAGCUUUUAUAGCCCGUCUAUGCCGAAAGACAAUUCCCUCAACACAGAGCAGCGAAGGGGCCUUGAUGCCCUGUGGAUCUGACUCCUGGGGAUAUCAGAGGCCCAAGGUCAUCUCUCCAGAGUCCAAUGUGCCUACUGGGUCCUGCAACCCACCCCAGGGAGUUUCCCCCUCCAUCCACAUCUGUGCCACCCCAGUGAUCCCAGAACCUGUGUGUGUGUUGUAGAUACUACCUCAGAAAAUGACAACAAUGGCGAGAUGGAGACCUCAGUCUGAGCCUUAAAGCCUCUGGACAUAAUAUGGUGGUUUGCAGUUGACAUCAGAGAAGAUCCAAAGGAAACAGCCACCUCAUGCUUAUCCCCUUACAAUCUCUUUUGCUAGUCAAACAAUUAAAUAAGAGUUUAGUUUUUUAAUUGUACAAAUUUAGCAUUAAUUUUAGAAAUAUGUUUUCUAUUUAAUGUUUGAUUUUAUUA